UUCGUUAUACAAUUAAAAACGCUUCAUUUGAAACUCAACAAUGGCUGCCAAACGCCUUAUCUUCUUGUUUUUCAGCUUCCCUUUUCUUCUUCAGUUUCACUUCGCCGCCGGUCAGAAUUCCGUUAAAGCCGCGUACUGGUCCGCCGGCAGCGAAUAUCCCGUUUCCAGCAUAAAUUCCACCCUUUUCACUCACCUUUUCUGCGCAUUUGCCGACCUUAAUUCUCAAACCAAUCAAGUCACGGUUGCUCCGGCGAACCAGGCCCGAUUCUCCUCAUUCACUUCAACAGUCCGGUCGAAAAACCCUAACGUCAGAACCCUUCUUUCGAUCGGCGGGGGGAGUUCAUCACCGGCGGCUUUCGCUUCCAUGGCAAGCCAAGCUAGUUCCCGGAAAUCCUUCAUCGAUUCCUCCAUAAAUAUUGCUCGAUCGUACAAUUUCCAUGGACUCGACCUUGAUUGGGAAUACCCAUCAACGCCAACCGAAAUGAACAACUUGGGUUUGCUUCUCAAUGAAUGGAGAACCGCCGUUAACAACGAAGCCGCCCGUACCGGUACACUGAGAUUGCUUCUCUCCGCAGCAUUUUUUCGCAACUCGGAUUAUUAUACUCUUGUUUACCCGAUCACGGCUAUAAGAAACAGCCUGGAUUGGAUCAAUGUAAUGGCUUACGAUUUUUACGGUCCGGGAUGGUCAAACGUGACCGGACCCCCGGCAGCGUUAUACAAUCCGGGCACUCAAGUCAGUGGAAAUUAUGGGAUCCGAUCAUGGAUCUGUUCUGGGAUUCCGGAAAAUAAACUAGUUUUGGGCUUUCCCUUUUACGGCUAUGCAUGGACGCUUGUUAAUCCAAAUAACAAUGGAUUCUUUGCGCCGACCACCGGAGCCGCUUUAACGCCAGGAGGAGACGUCGGUUACGGUCAAAUCAGGAGUUUUAUAGCGCAGAACAACGCCACUGAGGUUUACAAUGAGACGGUAGUUUCGAAUUAUUGCUUCAAGGGGACGACGUGGAUUGGUUAUGAUGAUACACAGAGCAUAAGGGCAAAGGUUACUUAUUGUAAGCAAAAUACGUUGCUUGGUUACUUUGCAUGGCAUGUUGGUGCUGAUGACAAUUGGAUUCUCUCUCGAACAGCAUCGCAAACUUGGGGUUCCUAGACGUUAAUUGCAGGC
This is a messenger RNA of Hibiscus syriacus, 1159 nucleotides long. Its product is annotated as class V chitinase-like. Gene Ontology annotation, molecular function: chitinase activity; chitin binding. NCBI's taxonomy places the organism in Eukaryota, Viridiplantae, Streptophyta, Magnoliopsida, Malvales, Malvaceae. Gene Ontology annotation, biological process: chitin catabolic process; carbohydrate metabolic process. The coding region runs from base 41 to 1144 and encodes 367 amino acids. The transcript is spliced from 2 exons. The record is from RefSeq and is a predicted model, not a curated record. Gene Ontology annotation, cellular component: extracellular region.